Messenger RNA from Penicillium pulvis, 987 nucleotides. RefSeq names its product DNA/RNA non-specific endonuclease. Gene Ontology annotation, molecular function: metal ion binding; single-stranded DNA endonuclease activity; nucleic acid binding. Bases 1 to 987 code for a protein of 328 amino acids. Gene Ontology annotation, biological process: apoptotic DNA fragmentation. The transcript has a single exon. The record is from RefSeq and is a predicted model, not a curated record. Gene Ontology annotation, cellular component: nucleus; mitochondrial inner membrane. Lineage: Eukaryota; Fungi; Ascomycota; Eurotiomycetes; Eurotiales; Aspergillaceae.
AUGUCCAAAGCCACUUUGGCCGUCAUCGCGGCCGCGAGUGCCGCCACCGGUGCCGGUGUCACCGCACUCCUCUACUCCAAGCCUGCUCGCCCUCAACAGCAGCAACAACAACAACAACUCCCACCCUCCAGCAUCAGCGUGCAAGUUCCCACGACCACUCAAACUCCUACCCUCGCAGUCAAGGUUAAAGCCAUCGGCCCUGUCGAUCCCGCCGGUGUCCUUGAAUAUGGAUUCCCAGGCCCCAUUGCCGACGAGAUAUCCUCCCUCCCUCUACACGGCGCUUACGACCGUCGCACCCGCAAUCCCGCCUGGGUCGCCGAGCACAUUACACCGCAGUCCCUGCUGAUCAAGAACGCCGACCGCAAGCACAGCACCUUCUUCGAAGAUACUUCCAUCCCGGCUAUCUUCCGCGCCAAGCUGAGCGACUAUUUCCGCUCUGGAUAUGACCGCGGACACCAGGUCCCAGCCGCCGAUGCGAAAUGGUCGCAGGAGGCUAUGGACGGCACUUUUGCGCUGAGCAACAUGUGUCCGCAGGUUGGCGAGGGUUUCAACCGCGAUUACUGGGCUCACUUUGAGGAUUUCUGCCGAAAUCUUACCCAGAAGUACCCCUCUGUCCGUGUUGUCACUGGACCUCUGUACCUGCCCCAUCGCGACCCCGAUGGAAAAUGGCGUGUGAACUAUGAGGUGAUCGGUACCCCGCCUAACGUUGCUGUGCCGACUCAUUUCUAUAAGGUCAUUUAUGGUGAGGAUGGUACCGGUGGGCCGAACAGCAAGGUUGCGCUUGGUGCGUUCGUUUUGCCUAAUGCUCGCAUUAACAACCAGACGAGUCUGUCGAGCUUUGAGGUUCCGUUGGAGGUCCUGGAGCGGGCUUCUGGUCUGGAAUUUGCGGCCAAGCUUGACCUCAGCCGCCGUCGUCGGUUGUGUCAGGAGGUCAAGUGCGACAUUACCGUUCGCGAGUUCAACAACACCAAGAAGAAGCUUGCUUAG